GCUCCCUUCCCGCCACUGCCCGCCCCUUUCCCGCCCGGAUGUUAUUCUGGUUUUGCCGGAUGUUGUUGUAUGUCCGACAGACACGUGAGGUUCUGCUACGUCAUCACCAGGCACGCUCAGGAAACAUGGCGGCGGCGGGUGUUGUGAGCGGGAAGAUUAUAUAUGAACAGGAAGGAGUAUAUAUUCACUCAUCUUGUGGAAAGACCAAUGACCAAGACAGCUUGAUUUCAGGAAUACUACGUGUUUUAGAAAAGGAUGCUGAAGUAAUAGUGGACUGGAGACCAUUGGAUGAUGCAUUAGAUUCCUCUAGUAUUCUCUAUGCUAGAAAGGUAUUUAAGAAAAAAAAGGAUUCCAGUUCAGUUGUAGAAUGGACUCAGGCCCCAAAAGAAAGAGGUCAUCGAGGAUCAGAACAUCUGAACAGCUACGAAGCAGAAUGGGACAUGGUUAACACAGUUUCAUUUAAAAGGAAACCACAUACCAAUGGAGAUGCUCCAAGUCAUAGAAAUGAGAAAAGCAAAUGGUCAUUCCUGUUCAGUUUGACAGACCUGAAAUCAAUCAAGCAAAACAAAGAGGGUAUGGGCUGGUCGUAUUUGGUAUUCUGUCUAAAGGAUGACGUCGUUCUCCCUGCUCUACACUUUCAUCAAGGAGAUAGCAAACUACUGAUUGAAUCUCUUGAAAAAUAUGUGGUAUUGUGUGAAUCUCCACAGGAUAAAAGAACACUCCUUGUGAAUUGUCAGAAUAAGAGUCUUUCACAGUCUUUUGAAAAUCUUCUUGAUGAGCCAGCAUAUGGUUUAAUACAAGCAGGACUGCUAGACAGAAGAAAGCUGUUGUGGGCCAUUCACCACUGGAAAAAAAUUAAAAAGGACCCUUAUACAGCAACUAUGAUAGGAUUUUCCAAGGUCACAAACUACAUUUUUGAUAGUUUGAGAGGCAGCGAUCCCUCUACACAUCAUCGACCACCUUCAGAAAUGGCAGAUUUUCUUAGUGAUGCUAUUCCGGGUCUGAAGAUAAAUCAACAAGAAGAACCAGGAUUUGAAGUCAUCACAAGAAUUGAUUUGGGGGAACGACCUGUUGUUCAAAGGAGAGAGCCAGUAUCACUGGAAGAAUGGAAUAAGAACAUUGAUUCUGAAGGAAGAAUUUUAAAUGUAGAUAAUAUGAAGCAGAUGAUAUUUAGAGGGGGACUUAGUCAUGCAUUGAGAAAGCAAGCAUGGAAAUUUCUUCUGGGUUAUUUUCCCUGGGACAGUACCAAGGAGGAAAGAACCCAGUUACAAAAACAAAAAACUGAUGAAUACUUCAGAAUGAAACUGCAGUGGAAAUCUGUCAGCCAGGAACAAGAGAAAAGAAAUUCGAGGUUAAGAGAUUAUAGAAGUCUUAUCGAAAAAGAUGUUAACAGAACAGAUAGAACAAACAAGUUUUAUGAAGGCCAAGAUAAUCCAGGAUUGAUUUUGCUUCAUGACAUUUUGAUGACCUACUGUAUGUAUGAUUUUGAUUUGGGAUAUGUGCAGGGAAUGAGUGACUUACUUUCCCCUCUUUUAUAUGUGAUGGAAAAUGAAGUGGAUGCCUUUUGGUGCUUUGCCUCUUACAUGGACCAGAUGCAUCAGAAUUUUGAAGAGCAAAUGCAAGGCAUGAAGACCCAGCUAAUUCAACUGAGUACCUUGCUUCGAUUGUUGGACAGUGGAUUUUGCAGUUACUUAGAAUCUCAGGACUCAGGAUACCUUUACUUCUGCUUCAGAUGGCUUUUAAUCAGAUUCAAAAGGGAAUUUAGUUUUCUAGAUAUUCUUCGAUUAUGGGAGGUAAUGUGGACCGAACUACCAUGUAAAAAUUUCCAUCUUCUUCUCUGUUGUGCUAUUCUGGAAUCAGAAAAGCAGCAAAUAAUGGAAAAACAUUAUGGCUUCAAUGAAAUACUUAAGCAUAUCAAUGAAUUGUCCUUGAAAAUUGAUGUGGAAGAUAUACUAUGCAAGGCAGAAGCAAUAUCUCUACAGAUGGUAAAAUGCAAGGAAUUGCCACAAGCAGUCUGUGAGAUCCUUGGGCUUCAAGACAGUGAAGUUACAACACCAGAUUCAGAUGAUGAUGAAGAGGAAAAUGUUGGCAUGACUCCUUGUCCUACAUCUGCAUUUCAAAGUAACACCUUGCCUACACUUGCUGCCAGUGGAGUCAGAGAUGACAGCCCAGCACAGACAUCAGUGUCCUCAGAUGGCUGCAGAUUAACACCUGCAUGAUCAUUCUUCUUGCUUUUUUGGGAAGAGACACUUUGUUGCAACUCUUUCAAGUACUUGAAAGCUGGAAAUUUAAAAUUUUGGUAUUGAUCAUGCUUUAAGGUUUAUGUAAAGAAAGUGUACUGAUGUUCUUACAUUAAAGCUUUACAAAGAUUUAAACUAAUUAUUUUUGUAGUUACUUCUACAAAAUAGCCUUUCCUUUUCGAUAACAUUCCUGAGUAUUUUUAUAGUCAAGUACAUUUUAUUUUCUUGCUGAUGAACUGGAAUUGGAUAAAUAUCACAAGUGGAUGAGUUGGAAAUUACGCACUUUGAAAAACAUUCACUUUGUUUACUCUUAAAUUUAUUGGGUUUGGAUUUGAUUAAAUUAAAUGUGGAGGCUUUCUAUAGCAUUCUAAGCUGAGAAGUAGAUUGUUACCUAGUAAUGAAAUACAAAAUUAAAAGGAUUUUUUUCUCUAUUGUUUACAACAAUACUCAGCUUAAAUAUUUAUGCUGGUUGAAUGUGAUUUAAAUUGGACAUUUUCAUCAAUGCAAUCUAAUGUGUAGAUAAAUAAUUAUUUCAGCCAUAAUAAGUGGAUUGGCAGUAUAUUUUUUUGAUUGAACUUUUCUUCACUUGUAUAUAAAGAUUAUAUAUAAGUCCUUAUUUAUGAGUAUAAGAAAGGUUAGGCAUAUUUUCUUUAACUGAAUAAACUUGACUAUUGAUUUAUAUAACCCAGUUUAACAAAAUUUAACCUGGCUUCAAUAUGAGAUCUUUUUCAAAACUAUUUUCUUAAACAUUUAUUUCUUGAGAUUAUGUUCAACCCUGUACUUGGUGUAAUUUUAAAACUAAUUGCUUAUAACCUCACUUUACUAAUAAUGUUCAUUAUCUUUCCUAAUACUUCAUUAACUAAGUAAUCAGGUGUUUAAAUUUUUAUAAAAUACUCUUUGCAAAAAGCUUAUUUCAAAAAUUUCAAGAUGCUCUCAUGAGUCUCAAAAUAACAAUUUUUGUAUAUGAACAAAGCUGUUGUUUUUACCAUGCAGUAUUGCAUGAUUUUAAGUUAUGUGAAAUUAACAUAACUGAUUGUUUUAAUUGUAAGUUGUUAACUCCUGUAUAUAUCAUUAAAGUAAAUUUGAAGUUGA
Messenger RNA from Callithrix jacchus (white-tufted-ear marmoset), 3332 nucleotides. NCBI's taxonomy places the organism in Eukaryota, Metazoa, Chordata, Mammalia, Primates, Cebidae. The record is from RefSeq and is a predicted model, not a curated record.